GCCCAGUGCUUGCUUUUAUCACAUGCUGGGACAAGGAUCACGUGAAGAGGCGGGGAGUCAGCCCUGCAGAGCCUGGUGGUAUUGUGGUUUGCUGGUGGGAUCCUGGGAGCCUCUGCCCCUGAUGGCAUUUGUAAGCCAGCAUCAGAUCCAGAAGUUCCAUGAGGAUGGCUUCCUUGUCCUAGAGCAUUUCUUUACCACAGAGGAGUGUGACAGCAUGAGGAACCAGAUUCAGAGAAUCAUAGCGGAGAUGGAAGUGCCACCACACUGCCGCACUGAGUUCUCCACCAAGGAAAAGGAGCAGCUCCAGGCACAGGGUAGCUCGGAUUAUUUCCUAACCAGUGGAGACAAGAUUAGAUUCUUCUUUGAGAAAGGUGUUUUGGAUGAGAAAGGUAACUUUCUGAUUCCAAAGGAGAAAUCUGUCAGCAAGAUUGGCCAUGCUUUACAUGCUUAUGAUCCUGUCUUCAAGCAAGUCACCCACUCCUCCAAGGUGCAGGAAUUGGGAAGAAAAUUAGGCCUUGAGAGACCAGUAGUUGUGCAAAGCAUGUAUAUCUUCAAGCAACCUGGCAUUGGUGGUGAAGUGACACCACACCAGGAUGCCACCUUCCUGUACACAGAGCCCCUGGGCAGGAUCCUGGGGUUCUGGAUCGCCCUGGAGGAUGCCACGCAGGAGAAUGGAUGCUUGUGGUUCAUUCCUGGCUCUCACACCAGAGGAAUUACCCGGAGAAUGGUCCGUGCAGCUUCAGGUAGCUCAACGUGUGUAGAGUUUGUAGGUUCAGAUCCAGCCUAUGAUGACAACCAGUUCACACCUCUGCCUAUAAGUAAAGGAGGACUCAUUCUCAUCCACGGUGAAGUUGUCCAUAAGAGUGAACCGAACAGCUCAGAGUCUUCUCGCCACGCAUUCACCUUCCAUGUGAUGGAAGCCAAAGACACCAGCUGGAGCAAAGAGAACUGGCUCCAGCCGACUCCUGAACUGCCUUUUCCAUCGCUCUACACUUGAAGCUAGUGAUUGGCUUUUGGAGACAAUAGCUGAUCAAUAUUCCUUUCUGAUCAUUCGUUCCUUUUAAAUACACCUUUCACUAGGUCAGCUCUUGAGAUUAAUUUAUCCUCUUCUCAGAACAAGGAACCAUGACAUGGCCAAAUACCCCUGCAUUAGACAAGUUUCUACUGCAGUAUGAGCCCUAUUAGUAUAAGCAUAGGCACCCAGUUCUUUUGGUAAGGAAACCUCUUCAGUGUUGAGAAUAGACCAUUAAAGACCACUGCACCUUGACUGGGACCAGUUAAGUAUUUCUUCUUGCAGACACUCUGUAUUCCUUUCUGUUGAGGUCAAGAGCUUGUCUAGUGCAAUUCUUUGCUGUGUCAAUCCCAGCAAUGCAGGUGAACGUGUCAUGUGAAGACGGCUGAUUUUUAUCCUUAGGUCUUUGUCCUAUUGUUUGAAUAACAGUGAUUAAAAAUAAUCCUAUUGUGGGCAAAAUGAAAUAAGAAGUCUGCUUCUAUAAUCAAUCUUCUAAGUAUUCCUAGUAAACUGUAGCUGAGUGUUGGAUCUCUGGGUGUGUUGAUUAAAAACCCUACAGUUCUUAAAAGAAUCAUGUUGAAAUUAUGUGUUAUUAACCAAAACCAACUCUG
Messenger RNA from Melopsittacus undulatus (budgerigar), 1623 nucleotides. RefSeq names its product phytanoyl-CoA dioxygenase domain containing 1 (gene PHYHD1). NCBI's taxonomy places the organism in Eukaryota, Metazoa, Chordata, Aves, Psittaciformes, Psittaculidae. Bases 23 to 997 code for a protein of 324 amino acids. The record is from RefSeq and is a predicted model, not a curated record. The transcript is spliced from 11 exons.